This is a messenger RNA of Camelina sativa (false flax), 1937 nucleotides long. Lineage: Eukaryota; Viridiplantae; Streptophyta; Magnoliopsida; Brassicales; Brassicaceae. The record is from RefSeq and is a predicted model, not a curated record.
UGGGUGUGUUGUGUUGGCGAGUAAAGGGAGAAGGAAACGAAACAACGAAACUCUUGAGGAACUUUUGUUGCUUCUUCUUCUAAAGGCAAAAACAAAAACAGACUUUUUCUCAUAUAUUUUCAGGGGAGAGAUACAAUCUGAAUUUUGAUCCCAAAAUCAAAACUUUCUUCUUCUUCCUCUAAUCACUCCGAUCAAGGGUCUCUCCUACCUAAAAGGUCCUGCCUUUAUCAAGCCAGAAAUGUGAGAAACCAAGCUUCUCAUCACGCACUUCGUUUGAUCCAUCGAAUUGGUUUGAUAUCCAAUUUUUGUUACAGCUGUGUUUAAACUCUAAUCGUUUCAAUUCAAAACCACUUUGUUUUUGGUUUCGAUUUCUGUUUGUAGAUUGAUUUAUGUUUGUAGCUCUUUAGAUUGAGAUCUCACAGGUCCAUUGUCAGAAUUAUAUUUUAUCUUUGUAUAUUGUUUUAAGAUUCUGAUGGAUUUGGGUAAUUUAUUAUCUGAGCAAGAAUCGUUUUUUUUUUUUUUGAUUGAUGAAGAAAUGUGCAAUCUUUUUGCUUUGCAGAAAGAGAGAGAGAGAGAGAGAGAGAGAUGGGUAUAUACCUUAGUUCUCCAAAAACAGAUAAGUUUUCAGAAGAUGGGGAAAAUAAUAAACUCAGAUAUGGUUUGUCCUCUAUGCAAGGUUGGCGUGCGUCCAUGGAAGAUGCGCAUGCUGCAAUUCUUGAUCUCGAUGAGAACACUUCCUUCUUGGGUGUCUAUGAUGGCCAUGGAGGUAAAGUUGUUUCAAAGUUCUGCGCCAAGUAUCUACACCAGCAGGUUCUCAGUGAUGAGGCAUAUGCAGCUGGAGACGUAGGAACUUCUCUUCAAAAGGCGUUUUUCAGAAUGGAUGAGAUGAUGCAAGGACAAAGAGGAUGGCGAGAGUUGGCUGUACUCGGUGACAAAAUCAAUAAGUUCAGCGGAAUGAUUGAAGGGUUGAUAUGGUCACCAAGGAGCGGGGACAGCGCUAAUAAACCCGAUGCUUGGGCUUUUGAGGAAGGUCCUCAUUCUGAUUUUACUGGACCUAAUUCUGGGAGCACAGCAUGUGUAGCUGUUAUUAGAAACAAGCAGCUAUUUGUUGCAAAUGCAGGGGACUCACGUUGUGUGAUAUCCAGAAAGGGUCAGGCUUACAAUCUUUCUAGAGAUCAUAAACCAGAUCUUGAUGCUGAGAAAGAAAGGAUAUUAAAAGCUGGUGGCUUUAUUCAUGCUGGGCGAGUCAACGGAAGCUUGAAUCUAGCAAGAGCUAUUGGUGACAUGGAAUUUAAGCAGAACAAGUUUUUGUCAUCUGAAAAGCAAAUUGUUACAGCCAGUCCAGAUGUAAACACUGUUGAACUCUGUGAUGAUGAUGAUUUCCUUGUUCUUGCCUGCGAUGGAAUUUGGGAUUGCAUGACAAGCCAACAACUCGUUGAUUUCAUACAUGAACAAUUGAAUUCAGAGACCAAACUCUCGGCAGUAUGUGAAAAGGUUCUCGAUAGAUGUCUGGCUCCAAAUACCGCAGGUGGUGAAGGCUGUGAUAACAUGACCAUGAUCUUGGUUCAAUUCAAGAAGCCUGUUCAGUCCACGGAACUAACUCACUUAGAAACUGAACCAAAACCAGAACCAAGCCAAGCCGAAGCGAAACAUGAUCACCCGAGCACAUCAAACUAGCCCCAUCCUCAAGAGUCACGGAAGAUGGCUGGCAUCUAGAUCUAGUAAUUCGGUUCAGAUUGUAAAUCAUUUUGGAAGACAUUGUUAUAUAUCACAACCUGACGUUUCUGGGGAUUUUAGUAUUCCAUUUCCUCCGUGUGCAGACUUUUGUCUCAGGAGCUCCCACAAUGCAGUAGGAAUAAUUGAUGUGAAAUUGUUGUUGGCCUUAAAGAACAUAUCAUCAUCAUGUAAAUAAACAAAUCAAUAUGACAUUUACACAA